Ceutorhynchus assimilis (cabbage seed weevil) is the source of this 870-nucleotide messenger RNA. The record is from the annotation of a GenBank genome assembly. Lineage: Eukaryota; Metazoa; Arthropoda; Insecta; Coleoptera; Curculionidae.
UAUAAUAUAAGAGGAUUUCUUUGGCUUCAAGUACAUUAUAUUUACCAAAAUGUUUUCAAAACUAACUGUUUUAUUUUGUGCUUUUGCUGCAAUCCUAAGUAGUCCAUUGCAAGUGACUCCCGAAGACUUAAACUUAGAGCUAAAAACUUUAGGUGACAACAUUAAAGUGCGUGAAAGUCAAGUGCAAUAUGAAAUAAAAAUAGCCUUGAAUCCGUUGAAUUAUUACAUCCACGAAGCUGAAUUGCAAUACAUUUCGGACCUUGUUCCUGCAGCUAAACCUUAUUGGGAUGUUAUUGGGGCAUAUGAAACCAAAAAUAUUAGUACAGACAUCGUAGAUUGUAUCAAUCGAGGUAAUAAUCAACUCUAUCAACUAAACAACACAAUUGUUGACGAAGGCAGGUUAAAGCUGAACCAAUUAUCUCAACAAGGCCAAAAUAAAGCUUUAGAAUCUAGGUUAAAAACGUCAGCGAUUUUGACUCAGCUUGAAGAACUUUCUGGAAAAAUUGCGCAUUGUUCCGAUAAUAGCUGUGCAGGGGAUUUGCAUGGGAAGCUUCUAGAGUUUUACGAAUAUUCCAUACAAUAUUUGGACACUGCUGCUGAUGUUAUGGUUAAUUUUGUCUACAGUUAUUUGCCUGAAAUUUUGCCCACAUAUGGAUUGGAUGUUAGUGAUUAUCAGAAAAGAUACCAACCUUUUCUGGAUGAGGUUCUCGACUGUGUAGCUAACAAAUAGGAUUUUGAUUUGUAUUAGAAGGUGAAAUAGAAUUCUUUGUGUUUCUAUUUUGUAGUUUUUUUCUUCCUCUUCAUCAAUAUGAGUCAUUGAAAGUACCUAUCUACAAAUUAUAUGUGAUUCCCACCGAGUCGUAGAUUGUA